AUGGCGGUCUCUGUUAGACGAGCCUUAAUUCUUUCCAAGAGCUUCCGUUGCGCACUUCGAACAGCCUCUAUCAGUUCUCGCCAUACCUUCGCUUACAUCAACUCCUCAUAUUUAGGCAAUACCCAUGAAUCUGCUGCUGCUGUUGAUAGAUUUCUAGCUUCUCCAUCGGCGGGUUUUUAUCAGUUCAAUUCUCGGCGAGGAUUCGCCAAAGGGAGGAAGCCACAAAUUAAGGAGGAGGAAGAAGAAGAGGAUGAGGAGAGUGAGGAAGUGGAAGAGGAGGAAGAGGAUGAUGUUGAGGACGAAGAUGGAGGCGACAUAGCAGCUCGCAUCAAAACUACUUGUCUCUCACUGAUGAAUGCGGCAACUGAUUCUCUUUCUCGGGAGUUAACCAAACUGCGUACUGGAAGAGCAUCGUCAGGGAUGAUCGAUCACAUUGUGGUUGAACAGUAUGGCGUGAAGACGCCCAUUAGCAGGAUGGCAGUUGUCUCUGUAUUGGACCCGAAAACACUGGCAGUCACUCCCUAUGAUCCCAAUGCUAUGAAGGAAUUGGAGAAGGCUAUUAUCUCAUCUCCACUGGGUUUAAACCCCAAAACCGAUAACCAACGAUUGAUUAUACCCAUACCUCCAUUAACCAAAGAGCACAUGCAAGCUGUAUGCAAGGUGGUUGCUAAAUCAUCCGAAGAUGUGAAGCAGAGCAUAAGAAGAGCUCGCCAAAAGGCAUUAGAUAGCAUAAAGAAGGCAGCACCACCCAAGAAGAAGGAAAAAGAAAAAGAUAAAGAUAAAAAGGAUAAGAAGGAAAAGGCCGGUCCAACUAUUUUUGAGGACGAUGCUAAAAGACUCGAGAAAGAAAUUGAUGACUUGACCAAAAAGUUCAUCAAGACAGCUGAAGAUAUGUGCAAGGCUAAGGAAAAGGAGAUCCGAGGAGGCUAA
This is a messenger RNA of Striga hermonthica, 930 nucleotides long. The record is from the annotation of a GenBank genome assembly. Lineage: Eukaryota; Viridiplantae; Streptophyta; Magnoliopsida; Lamiales; Orobanchaceae.